CACAGUGCAAAGUGCACGCGCCUGCUCCACCACGACGCAGUCAUCACUACACUCAUGAUAUCUUCACUGCACCACAUCUCGGCUCUGACACGACCUGGGACACAGACCUGUGCUGAGUUAUCCAUCGCUUAUCUGUUUCUGUGGAGAUACUGGGAGGUGGACAGUUGAGACAAGACCAUGUUUGUGACUGUGCUCCUGCUCCUGGUCACUCUGUGUGCCGUGGGAGGACAUGGUGAGGAGCCAAAGAGAGCCGGCCAUGUCUCGGUGGUGAUAGUGGGAGCCACCGGUGACCUGGCAAAGAAGUACCUGUGGAACGGCUUCUUCCAGCUCUAUGUAAAGCAGGUCAGUAGUGGUAACACCUUCUCCUUCUACGGCGGAGGACAGUCCCCUGCCGACAAAGCCAAUCCACUCCUCUUCGAGAUCCUGAAGUCGGUGUCGUGCUCAAAGGGCGUGUCCGAGGAGCGCUGCGCUCUUCUGAAGGAGCAGUUCCUUCGACUCGCACAGUAUCGGCAGCUGAGAACCCUUGAGCACUACCGGGAUCUGGCCAAGCACAUUGAGAAACGGCUUCAGGAGGAGGGAAUCACAGAGGCAGGGAGGCUCUUCUACCUCUCAGUGCCAGCUUUUGCAUACGCAGACAUCGCAGAUAAAAUCAAUAACAGCUGCAGACCGACCAGCGGGGCAUGGCUGAGGGUGGUGCUAGAGAAACCUUUCGGACACGACUCUACGAGCGCUCAGGUGCUGGCGUCUCAGCUCGGGGCUUCCUUGAGGGAAGAGGAGAUGUACAGAAUCGACCAUUACCUGGGGAAGCAGGUGAUUGCGAAGAUACUUCCAUUCAGAAUACAGAACAAGAAGUUUCUGGAUCCCAUCUGGAACAAGCACCACAUUGAGAGAGUGGAGAUUGUGAUGAAAGAGACCCUGGACGUUAAAGGUCGUAUUCCCUUCUACGACCAGUAUGGUGUGAUCAGGGACGUGAUACAGAACCACCUGACCGAGGUCAUGAUGCUGUUGACCAUGAGGCUUCCCCGAAAUCUGACCUCCAGUGAGGAAGUCGUUGAAAACAAGCUGCGGAUCCUCAGUUCACUGCUGCCCUUAGGAAAGAAUCAGGCUGUGAUUGGCCAAUACCGAGCGUACAAGUCAGAGGUUCAGCAGGAGCUGAAUAAAACCAAACAUCACAUCAGCGUCACGCCAACGUUUGCAGCUGUGUUGGCCCACAUCGAUGAGACCCAGUAUGAGGGUGUUCCCGUGCUUUUAAUCUCAGGGAAGAUGUUGGAUGAGCGGGUGAGUUACGCCCGUAUCCUUUUCAAGAACGACAUCUUUUGCGUUCAGAACCACGACAGCGUUCACUGCAAACCCAAACAGAUCGUUUUCCACCUGGGUCAUGGCAGCCUCCAGUAUCCGGCCAUUCUUGUGAGCAAGAAUUUAUUCAAGCCGGCUUUAAUGGAGGGUGAGUGGAAGGAAGUGACUGAGCACAGAGACGCCAGUGUUUUAGGUUUGCCCGUUUCAGACUACUACGUGCAAACACCAACAGAGCAGAGGGAAGCGUAUGAAGAGCUGAUCGCUCACAUCUUUGCUGGGCAGAAGAACAGUUUCAUUAGUGUUGAAAACCUGCUGGCAUCGUGGGACCUGUGGACACCACUGCUCACUAGCUUAGCCAGCUCUUUCCCCCGCAUCUACCCUGGCGGUGCAGACAAUGAGGACCUGUUGGACUUCUGUCUGACAGGGAAGGACAUUCGCUACAAAAGCGAGGUGGUGAUAAUCAGCCCAGAUCAGAUGGGUGGCAUGGCACCAAACGGUUUCCAAGUCAUUCAAGGCAAAUUUCGGAGUUCCGACAUGGUGUCCGCCUGGGCCGAGGAGCUGGUGGAGCGGCUGGCUGCAGACGUGCAGGAGGCGGCAGAGGCAGCGGUGCGUGAGAGCGGCGUUUUCCAUCUCGCCCUCUCUGGCGGGUCCUCACCCAUCGCUCUGUUCCACCGGCUGGUCCUGCACCACUUCUCCUUCCCCUGGAGGGACACCCACGUGUGGAUGGUGGAUGAGCGCUGCGUGGCGCAGACUGAGCUGGAGUCCAACUUCUACACAAUGUACAACCUCCUGCUGCAGCACGUUAGGAUACCGUACUUCAACAUCCACCCCAUGCCAGUGCAGCUCAACCACCGUCUGUGUGUGGAGGAGGACGGAGGAGCACAGCUGUACGAGAAGGACAUCAACAAUCUGGUGAACGGCUCCAGCUUCCACUUCGUGCUGUUGGGAGCCGGCUACGACGGCCACACUGCUUCUCUGUUCCCUGGAACUAAAGUGGAGGAGUACGGGGAGAGUCUGGUGGUCCUCACCGAGAGCCCUGUCAAACCUCACCAGCGGAUGAGCCUCACGUUCAGCGCCAUUAACCGGGCACGCACAGUUGCUAUGUUAGUGAUGGGUAAAGGCAAACAUGAGCUGGUCACCCAGCUGAGCCGAGUGAAGGACAACCCAGAAAAAUGGCCGGUCACGGGGGUGAAGCCUGCUAAUGGCCGACUGGUGUGGUACAUAGACUAUGAUGCACUUUUAGGCCAGUGAUCUUCAUCCUGACUUCCCAUCACACAGCUGCUUAAAUUCAGCAUCUGGUUUGGAGUGAAGAGCGUGUGAGGACCAGUACAUGUUUUAGAUUGUUAAUUACUAAACACAUAAACUGAUCAUUACUGCUGCAUUUCUUUAAUGUCAGUGUUUUUCUGAUUGAUUUCCUGACCUGCAAACAUGAUCUUAAAUCAAAAGAUCUGGGGGGGUUCUUGUGGGGAAACAUGGACACUGGACAAGAUUACAUUUGUGUUUCAUCACAUUAAAAGUGAAACUGUUUCUUGCUCACGGAUUGACCGGCAAGAAAGAGUUGUAAAUUUAGAUUUACUCCCAAAUACAGAUGGAGAAUUGAGAUGAGCAGUUCAAGUUAACAUUGGGAAAACCCAUCCAGUUCUGAAUUACUAUUCCCUGUCGGGUAUAUUUAAACCCAUGCAAAACGUACUGCAUGUCCAAAUGAUGUAGUAUGAACCACAGCAGACACUGACCUAUGGAAGGAAAAGGCAGGAAUGUGAAGUACAUGUUAUUAUUUGCUAAUGAGUCACACACAGCAGGUACGGCCCUUUCAUUAUUCAAAGUUAAACUUUGUGUGAAUGUUCUUCUGUGUGUGACUGUGUGAAGGGAUCGUCGUGCAGACUCUUUAUGGUUUAUCUAAUGCUAAUCGAGGGUGAGGUGAGUGAAAAUCUGUACAAAAUGUGCAGAAUUAUCAUAACGUCUGAAUUGUAUCAGAUCUCAGGUGAAUUUCUGAAUGUUUACAUAAAUGCAGUUCACUGUGUGAUCUUUACUUUUGAUUGUAUAUUUCGUAUACUUGAGUGGCAGUGAUGAGUUGAAUAAAAUGAAAAUGUGACAGUUGAAUAAAUAUUUUGUUUGUGUAACAACAAAAGAUUUGUAAUUUUGAAAAUAAAAGGAUUUAAAAUCU
Platichthys flesus (European flounder) is the source of this 3460-nucleotide messenger RNA. RefSeq names its product hexose-6-phosphate dehydrogenase (glucose 1-dehydrogenase) (gene h6pd). The transcript is spliced from 5 exons. The record is from RefSeq and is a predicted model, not a curated record. Gene Ontology annotation, biological process: glucose metabolic process; pentose-phosphate shunt; pentose-phosphate shunt, oxidative branch. Gene Ontology annotation, molecular function: NADP binding; glucose-6-phosphate dehydrogenase activity; 6-phosphogluconolactonase activity. The coding region runs from base 178 to 2547 and encodes 789 amino acids. Gene Ontology annotation, cellular component: endoplasmic reticulum. Lineage: Eukaryota; Metazoa; Chordata; Actinopteri; Pleuronectiformes; Pleuronectidae.